This is a messenger RNA of Pangasianodon hypophthalmus (striped catfish), 1830 nucleotides long. It is a transcript of the gene elovl7b, whose product is annotated as ELOVL fatty acid elongase 7b. The transcript has 8 exons. The coding region runs from base 164 to 1024 and encodes 286 amino acids. Gene Ontology annotation, cellular component: endoplasmic reticulum membrane; endoplasmic reticulum. Gene Ontology annotation, biological process: fatty acid elongation, polyunsaturated fatty acid; fatty acid elongation, monounsaturated fatty acid; very long-chain fatty acid biosynthetic process. Gene Ontology annotation, molecular function: fatty acid elongase activity. The record is from RefSeq and is a predicted model, not a curated record. Lineage: Eukaryota; Metazoa; Chordata; Actinopteri; Siluriformes; Pangasiidae.
GCGGGGCCUUGGCACAGGUGAGCCAGUAUUUAGAGCAGGUGCUUCUCUCCUGUGAGUCAGUACUCAUCAACUCCACUUAGCGAGAGGACGCAGGACCGUGGAAUUAAAGGUCACACGGGAUCAGGGAAAAAGCCGGCAAGGAGCAAGUGAGCAUCAUUAGAGGAUGGCGUUCAACAAACUGACCUCAAGUGCUGCCUUGCUUUAUGAUAAGUGGCUUAAAGAAGCUGACCCAAGAGUUGAGGACUGGCCCCUUAUGUCCUCCCCGUUCCCGCAAACCUUGAUCAUCCUUUCCUACAUCUACUUUGUCACGACACUCGGACCUCGUCUGAUGGAGAACCGCAAACCUUUUGACCUCAAGCAACCUAUGAUCAUCUACAACUUUAGCAUAGUCGGAUUCUCGCUUUACAUGAUUUAUGAGUUUCUCAUGUCUGGCUGGGCCAAUGGAUACUCAUACCGGUGUGACCUUGUGGACUAUUCCAGCUCACCACUGGCUCUCAGGAUGGCAUGGACUUGCUGGCUGUACUACUUCUCCAAGUUCAUCGAGAUGUUGGAUACUGUUUUCUUUGUGCUGAGGAAAAAGAACAGCCAAGUCACUUUCCUCCAUGUGUACCAUCACUCAAUCAUGCCCUUCACAUGGUGGUUUGGAGUCAAGUUUGCUCCAGGUGGUCUGGGAACCUUCCAUGCCCUGCUGAACUGCUGUGUCCAUGUGGUCAUGUACACCUACUAUGCUCUGUCUGCUAUGGGCCCAGCCUAUCAGAAGUACCUCUGGUGGAAGAAGUACAUGACCACCAUUCAGCUGGUUCAGUUUGUGAUGGUGACCGUCCACAUCGGCCAGGUUUUCUUCAUGAAGGACUGCCAUUACCAGUUCCCAGUAUUCCUCUACGUCAUUGGCUUGUAUGGACUGAUAUUCCUGGUUCUUUUCCUCAAUUUUUACUACCAUGCAUACACCAAGGGCAAGAGGUUGCCCAAAGUCCUUCAGAAUGGAACACGCUUCCUAAACCGUGCAUGCAAGAAGACUGAAUAAGGACUUUGUACUCCAUCGUCACCCAUAAGUGAAGAUCCUGUAGCUUUUAAAUUUGCUUUAUUUUCCUUUAACCAUUUCAGAAACUUCACCCACUGUGUUUUAUGUUAAAACUUUGUGGAAUUCCACUUUCUCACUGAAUGAAUAUUGUCCAACUAGCACAUGUGGUUUUACACUGAAAAUGUGGAUCCAGGUUUGUCUUCACUCGGGUUCUGAAAUGUGUAUGGGGUACAAUAUAAUAAUUAUUUUUUAAUAUACCCUUCAUUUCUACAUUUUAAGCCCAGCUUUGGAAUAUGACCUAACUGCUGCUUUAACUGAAUACAUGGAUUGUGAGAGCGGCGGUACUUCUUUUUAAUGCUAUUGGUCUUUGAAAGGGCAGUGAAGGGUUUGCUUAUUACUUUGUAGGUUCAUUAAGCAAAUCUUGGACCCUUUCCCAAUGAAGAGUAUGAAGAACUACGCUCGAGUCCUAGGUUGAAUGUGGCAAAAGUGAGAGCUGGUGUUCAUUUUGUGAGUUUUGAGCUUUGUAAAAUUUUAUUUUCAGUGUUUACUGUUAACUUUCUUAAUAUGGAUUUGUUUUUCCUUUAAAAAAAAAAAAAAAGUCUGACUGAGGCAUUGGUGUUCUUCAAAGAAACAAAUGUGCCAGUGAUCUGUGGAGACUCAUUCUAUAUAUUAUUAUUUUUUUUUCCCCUCCAGUCCUUUAUGUAUUUAAGUAUUUUUGUAUUUCUUUACACUCUAUUUAUAUACUAAAGUUUUGUUAAAUGGAAAAAUUGUACCUUUUUAUUGAAAAUAAAUUAUUUGUCAAUAUGUUC